Molecule: messenger RNA, 1349 nt
Organism: Asterias rubens (European starfish)
Lineage: Eukaryota; Metazoa; Echinodermata; Asteroidea; Forcipulatida; Asteriidae
Product: cell cycle checkpoint protein RAD1-like
Exons: 8
Coding region: 72-920 (282 amino acids)
Biological process (GO): DNA repair; DNA damage checkpoint signaling
Cellular component (GO): nucleus; checkpoint clamp complex
Molecular function (GO): 3'-5' exonuclease activity
Source: RefSeq, a predicted model, not a curated record
AAACCCCCAUAAAUAAAAAAGCGAGCGUGAUUUGAAAGAAUCAUUGGACUUGAUCUAUUUAGCGAACGAUAAUGACUCUUUCAACACAACAAAGUGAUGAAGAUUCGCAAUUUAUUCUGGUGGCCAAGGUGGACAAUGCCAGGAAUGUAUCCAACGUUCUCAAAGCCGUACACUUCAAGGAUAAAGAGCUAGCAACAGUCUUUGCCAGCGAGAAUGGUCUGAAAGUCACUGUUGAAGAUUCCAAGAGCGUCCAGGCAAACGCCUUCAUCCAAGCUGGCAUCUUCCAGGACUAUGUCAUCAAGGAGCAGUCAGCAACGUUUAUGGUCAACCUCACCAUCUUGCUGGAAUGCCUGACAAUAUUUGGGAGUGGGACGGCAGGCGUGACCCCUGCCCUGAAGAUGUGCUAUGGUGGCUAUGGUACUCCGCUACUUCUACUAUUGGAGGAAAAUGGUGUGGUAACUGACUGCAGUAUUAAGACCAUGGAACCAGAGGAAACACUAGACUUCAAUUUCUGCAGCUCCAACGUGGUUAAUAAAAUCAUCAUGAAGUCGGAUUGUCUGAAGGAUGCAUUCCAGGAGUUGGACAUGACCAGCGAAGUCUUGGAGAUCUUGAUGUCUCCAGAUAAACCUUAUUUUAGACUGUCAACAUUCGGGCAUGCUGGUAGCGCUUAUUCCGACUUCCCAAAAGAUUCAGACCUUGUGGAGUCCUUCCAAUGUUCCAAGACACAAACAAACAGGUACAAAGUGGUCCUCCUUAAGCCUACAGUGAAGGCGUUGAUGUCCUCCUCCAAGGUGUCAAUACGAACGGAUAACAGAGGCUUUCUCUCACUCCAGUACAUGAUCCGAAAUGAAGACGGACAAAUUUGCUUUGUGGAAUAUUAUUGUGCUCCAGAUGAGGAAAGUGAAGAGGACAACGAGUGAGGAGCCAUCUUAACUCCGAGGGUGCCAUCUUGUGUUCUAGACACCAAUCCAUGUUUCCAGACUGUUACAUCAACCAUACCAUGAAAGGAAACCAGCAAGAUGAAGUGAGGCAUACCUCUGAAGAUGAAAUCUGAAGGUGGUCAGCUCUUUGUUUCCUAUUCUUUUCAUCACACAAUGACUGUGAGUUCUCUUGCUAUUUAUCACAAAUGUGAUCACUGUUGUCGUGAUGACAGUUCAAAUGAACAAUCCACUUGUUUCAAAUUGUCCAGGGGUCGAUUUCACAAAGAUAGUCCUAAAAGUCCUAGCUUAGUACCAGUCCUGUGACUCUUUAGGAACUAUUACAGACUUGAGGCCCAUCCUAAGUUAAGGUGAGAGUAACUCUUCUUUAAAGGCAGAGGAUACUAUUGGUAAUUACUCAAAAUAAUUAUC